Molecule: messenger RNA, 1129 nt
Organism: Effrenium voratum
Lineage: Eukaryota; Dinophyceae; Suessiales; Symbiodiniaceae
Source: the annotation of a GenBank genome assembly
GAGUUGAUCGCCGGCGCCAAGAACGACGCGGUCUUCCGAAGCCGGUUGAGGGUCAUGGACAUUGACGAGAAUGAUUUGCAGCAGCUUUUUCAGAUGAUCGACAUUGACGAGUCGGGUUCGUUGCAGGUGUCCGAGUUUAUUGGCCCGCUCAGCCGAUGGGCUCGCGACUCCAAGACGGCACCGCGCUUCAUCAAGUAUAACUUGAUGCAGUCAAUGCAGAUGCAAGAGGACCUGCUGGAGCUGUCGGACCGACGCUUCACGCGCUUGAGCACGCAGCUGGAAACCUUGGCCAAUCAGCUGUCAGCCGUCACCGGAGGCGAGAGCGAGCCGGAAGGUCUGCUGAUGCCUACUAGUAGUGGCGACGAUUCCUUCAACACUACGGCUUCAAGCUCGCAUGACCAGAUCUCAGCGCCGCAUGCCAGCGGCCAUCCAGAGCUCCUGGAGUCGAAGGAUAGCUCCCAUUUCGCGCUCGAGUCGCAAGCGAGCUUGCCAGUUGACAUCGACGAUCAUGAUUGUCACUCGCGCAGAGCACCCACACUUGCAACUCACUCGUCGGAGAUCAGCCGGAAGAUCGAAGCCGCAAUGGCGCACAUCGACGCGAAGCUGGAGACCUUACUUCACCGAGAAGAGGAGAGGCACAGACAGCCGCAGAGAUUGGCACGAGGACACUCCAAAGACACGUUCCGCGUGAUGUACAUGGAGCAGCCAUGGCACGUCAACGGGGGUGGUAAGCCCCGCUCCAAGGAUUCAGAGCGGACACUUGCGAACAUUUGAUGCGCAGGGACCGAUGGACCAAGGGACCUGGGAUCAAAGUCGACACCUUUGGACCUGGGAUCAAAGUCCCGGUUUGGGCGACUUGACGCAUUCUCGCAGCCCUUGGGCUGCCAAUGCCAUUCUUUUUCAACCGCGAGCCUGGCAAGCCUGAACAAGGUUUGCGAUUCCACAGCGUUGGAACCAAAGGCCCGUUGGCAAGUCCCUUUUUUGGCUAGUCAAGCCACGCAUUCCUGGCAUGAAGCCCCAACGGCUCUCCGCUUGAGGUGCUGGAUCCGCUUUAAGCGGAUGGCUCAUUUCUGCAUUUGGAUCGAGAACUUGGACCCUGGCAAUUGUAGCGGCAUCUUAUACGUUGGUA